GUACAUUUUUACAACAAAAUAUACAAAAUGAUGCAGGAAUACGAUGAUGAUUUCUUUUUUGAGGAGGACAAAAUGGACAAUCCAGUUUAUCUUUUGUUUGAUUUCGAGUGAGUCGGUUCUGUGUUGAGUUUCGAAAUCGUGUUGUGAGCAAUGUGGCAGGCACCAAAUGAGUACUUUAAUUACAACGACAUGAGGAUCUAUCCCCAACUGUAUAUGAUGGCCCAACACAUUGAAGAUAAAAUGGGAAUGACAGUAACUUCUGGCAGCAUAGUGUUAAGCAAAGAUGAGAAGAAUCUUAUCGGAAUAAGCAUAGGUGGUGGUGCCCCUUUGUGCCCGUGCCUUUAUAUCGUACAGAUCUUCGACAACACCCCAGCAUCUAGAGAUGGUACACUUCAAAGCGGAGAUGAACUGGUUGGGGUAAAUGGCCAGUCGGUCAAAGGGAAGACGAAGGUUGAGGUGGCCAAGAUGAUACAGGCUGCUAAGGAUGAAGUGACGAUAAACUAUAACAAACUCCACGCAGACCCAAAGCAAGGUAAAUCUCUGGACAUUAUAAUGAAGAAGGUGAAACACAGGCUGGUGGAGAACAUGUCUUCUGGUGCCGCUGAUGCUCUGGGCCUGUCUAGAGCCAUACUCUGUAAUGAUACACUAGUCGCCAAGUUGGAUGAACUGAGGGAAACUGAAGCGACGUAUAAACGAUUGGUGGAUUAUGCUAAGAGAAUGCUAAAGUCCUACUUCGAUCUCCUCCAAACCUAUAAAGCCGUUGGCGACAUCUUCGCCGCUAUAGGUGUAAGAGAGCCUCAACCCAGAGCUUCUGAAGCUUUCUCAAAGUUCGGCCAGUAUCACAGGUUGUUGGAAAGAGACGGGAUUAAGAUGCUGAAGGCUUUGAAACCAAUUCUAGCAGACAUGGGUACGUAUCUAAAUAAAGCUAUACCAGACACUAAACUGACCAUCCGCAAAUACGCUGAUACCAAGUUUGAGUACCUCUCCUACUGCUUGAAGGUUAAAGAGAUGGAUGAUGAGGAGUACGGAUAUAAUGCUCUGCAAGAACCGCUUUAUAGAGUCGAGACUGGCAACUAUGAAUACAGGUUAAUACUAAGAUGCAGACAAGACGCUAGAGCAAGGUUCGCUCGACUAAGAUCCGAUGUUCUCGUGAAAUUGGAGCUUUUGGACAAUAAGAAAACACAAGACGUGGCCUAUCAGCUGAGAAGGUUCAUUAAAGGACUUGCUGUUUAUCAUAAUGAAACAGUUGAGCAUCUUAAAGAGAAUUCGACAUUGUUCCCUGUCGAAGUUGAUUUAUCUCAAAAUGCCUUCCAAUAUAAGUCCACUGCUCAGAUAAUUCAGGACAACCCAGACGAUGAUGAAGAAAUAGAAUACGGAAAAGAAAUACAAGAAUAUCACGACAUUUCUGAGGAUAUAAAAGAAGCAAGAGUAACGAACAGACGACAGAAUAAAGACAAAGAUGAAACCGAUUCUUCUGACCAACUCCUACCAGAUUUUGAAUCGGAUAAAACCAAAAAUGACAAUAUUGAUAAUCUUUCUCUUCUGAAAGAACUUGGAUUAGAAGAUACAAAUGUUGCAGAGGAUUUUGGUGAUUUCCAAAAUGGAAUGGCUGAUUUUACACCGAGAAAUGAUAAUGAUGAUAUUUUUGAUAAAUUGUUAAGGGAUUUGGAUAUUGAGAAGUAGUUUGAUAGGGUGUUUAUUAUUGUUACGUAAUCGUGUUUAUAUUAUAAUUA
Messenger RNA from Amyelois transitella, 1733 nucleotides. It is a transcript of the gene PICK1, whose product is annotated as PRKCA-binding protein. Lineage: Eukaryota; Metazoa; Arthropoda; Insecta; Lepidoptera; Pyralidae. The transcript has 10 exons. Bases 151 to 1683 code for a protein of 510 amino acids. Gene Ontology annotation, cellular component: trans-Golgi network membrane; synaptic vesicle; neuron projection. Gene Ontology annotation, biological process: intracellular protein transport; receptor clustering; dendritic spine maintenance. The record is from RefSeq and is a predicted model, not a curated record. Gene Ontology annotation, molecular function: protein domain specific binding; phospholipid binding; protein kinase C binding.